AUGGACGAGAAUGCUGAGCCUUUCUCUAAGCUUGAAGCUGGCUUUGCAGAGAUUGAAUUUGAGCGCCGGCCAGUUUCAGUCCAUGUCGAGGCGAUCAACCGAUUUGCAAAUGCUUCAGAUCAUUUGGUCAAAGACUUGGACUUCAACUUCAACGCUGAAGACGACAGCGCGCGUAUUUCUGUUCAAAGCAUGCUACCAGCAUUGCAGUAUAAUUUACAUGUGGAAAAUACGAACAACUUCGCCACGAACACCCAAAUUCUGUGCUUCGACCACACAGAAGCACAAACUACCUUUUCCACUGUGGAUGAUGUGAGCAUAAAGGAGAUUCUGAAUUCUAUCCAGCCAGAAGAUGCAACAGAUGCAAUGAAUUGCGACCCUUCGAUGACAGGAAAUCUUGUCUUCAACACCAUUUCAGCCUCCACGGGUCCGACGGCCGAGACAGUUACGAGUGAACGACUUCUCGUCUUCUUUGUUCCGAUAUGGCCAAACAAAGACGGCUCAUUUGGCUCGCAAGCCUCAAUAAAAAGCUCAUGCGUUGAGAAACUAUUCAAAACACUCGAUGUCAAUCCCGAAUAUCUUCUCAAUCUAGUCGGACGGCCUGACUACUGGUCACCGCGAACACGAUGGCGACGGAGCACAAAAGACAGGCUUGUAGGAGUGGACUACUUUUGCCAGUAUCCUCGCUGGAACGUGCUAGCACAAGGCGCUCCCCUCUCACUAUACGUGACACGACGGCUCAGAACAAAGCUAACAGCCUACAUACUCUCACACAAACCUGGGGAUACCAGUAUUUCUGCAUUGCAACAAAUGUUGAAGAUUGUACACAGGGCAUCUGGAACAACAAACCUCCCAACAGGCUAUCUAAGAAACCCUUUUGAAAUAGCAGUUCUACUCUCCACAUUAUCUCUCGAAGCGUCCAAGUUCCACGUCGGGCGGUUUCGUCGCUACAUGUGGCAGCAGAUCAAUAAAGUUGAUGACCAUCUAAGUGGAUUGGAUAUUGGAAAUCGCGACCAGUUGACCGAACUCACCAAGUCGCUCCAAAUCAUCUCACAGCAAGCUGACUCGCACCUUUUGAACGCCGACGUAGCAAUUCUCACCGCAAGAGGCACGAAGCUGAGGACGCAAUUAAAUAUGAAAGAUGGUACCAUGAGUUUGGUAUACAAUCUUGUGACGCAAAACGACGCACAGAAUAACAUUCUGCUAUCACGGAGUAUGAAGCGUGAUAGUGCAAGCAUGAGUGCUAUUGCCGCAUUGACGAUGGUAUUCCUACCGGGUACUUUCACAUCUAGCAUACUAAGCGCUGGAAUUUUCUCAGCCAAUGCAGGCUCCCGAGCGUCGAACAAAGCCAGCAAACUAGUGCGUUCCUACAAUAGCAAUAGCUACUAUACUUGUGUCUUUUCAAUAGACGACAACUUUCAUCUUACCAGCGAUGUGCUAAUAAUUCGAUGA
Molecule: messenger RNA, 1449 nt
Organism: Akanthomyces muscarius
Lineage: Eukaryota; Fungi; Ascomycota; Sordariomycetes; Hypocreales; Cordycipitaceae
Exons: 8
Coding region: 1-1449 (482 amino acids)
Source: RefSeq, a predicted model, not a curated record